GUGGUCUAGCUGCUUUGUUUGUGGCGGCCGGGAUUUCUGCCUGUCCUUGCCCAGAAGGCGGCCAAGCAGAGAGAUGGAUGUAGCGGCAGCAGGUGUUGCGCCGGAAUUCACCUACGCCAAUGUCUUGGUCGAGGACACUGAGCCAGGGAUUUCGAUCCACGAUAUCACCGAGAAUGUGAGAGCUUGUGUCAAGAAACACUUUGCGAACCGCAGGUCCCAUCAAAGAGAUGGUGUUGUGCACCUCCUCUCUCGGCACACAACGACGGCAGUGUCCAUCAACGAAGAUGAGACAAGGCUGCGACAGGACAUUGUCGCUUACCUGGAACGGUUGGCUCCAGCCAGCGACACGUACAAGCACAAUGAUCUCCACCUACGUCCUGCCUCAGAGAAGGAUAGACAGGCCAUUGAUCGCAACUGGAUGUCGCAGGGGAAGGGCACGCUGGAAGAGUUCAUGGCUCAGGAGCCCAAGAAUGCGCACUCGCACUUGCUGGCGAUGACAUUGGGGCAAUCGGAGACCAUCCCAGUCGUAGGUGGCGAGCUUGCCCUAGGCCAAUGGCAGUCAGUGCUGAUGAUUGAUUUAGAUGGCCCUCGAACUCGAACCGUGGGUGUGCAAGUCAUGGGCUAA
Molecule: messenger RNA, 625 nt
Organism: Cladocopium goreaui
Lineage: Eukaryota; Dinophyceae; Suessiales; Symbiodiniaceae
Source: the annotation of a GenBank genome assembly